This is a messenger RNA of Cornus florida, 2037 nucleotides long. Its product is annotated as glucan endo-1,3-beta-D-glucosidase. Gene Ontology annotation, cellular component: plasma membrane. Lineage: Eukaryota; Viridiplantae; Streptophyta; Magnoliopsida; Cornales; Cornaceae. The record is from RefSeq and is a predicted model, not a curated record. The coding region runs from base 330 to 1787 and encodes 485 amino acids. The transcript is spliced from 6 exons. Gene Ontology annotation, molecular function: hydrolase activity, hydrolyzing O-glycosyl compounds. Gene Ontology annotation, biological process: carbohydrate metabolic process.
AUAUAUUCAUUCCAUAUUUGUCUUCACCAACACACGUAUAGUCAUAGUACAAAAUACAUAUACACACACACACACAUAUAUAUAUAUGCAUAAAUAAAUUUCUUCCCUUCAGUUCCGCGUCUCUCACGUCCUGCAAAGUAUAUACCAGGAAGCUUAUUAGAAGAACAACUUGGUCCCACUCCACAAGACAUCCAAGUAAGUCCUUCAGUGGAGACCUGACAAAUAUUUUACCGUUAUAGUCUUCCACACACACAUAUAUAUAAACAUCCUUUGUCACACAGAAUUCAUAAUCCACCACAUAACUGGGUAAAAGUCAGAACUCUUUUGCCAUGGCGGUGCUUAUGAAGUCUUCAUUGUUCUUCUUCCUUCUUUCCCUGUCUCUGCAAUUAUUUUACUUCGCAAACGCGCAGUCGUUUAUUGGUAUCAACUACGGCCAAGUCGCCGACAACCUUCCGCCACCGACGUCGACGGCGAAGCUGCUCCAGACGACCACCAUCGGAAAAGUCAGGCUGUAUGGCGCCGAUCCGGCGAUCAUCAAAGCACUGGCGAACACCGGCAUCGGAAUCGUCAUCGGCACCUCCAACGGCGACAUCCCGGGCCUCGCCGGCGACCCAAAUUUCGCCGGCCAGUGGGUCAGCUCGAACGUCUUGGCCUACUAUCCCGCCAGCAACAUUAUCACCGUCACCAUCGGUAACGAGGUCAUUACCUCAGGCGAUCAGACCCUCAUCUCACAACUCUUGCCUGCCAUGCAAAAUGUCCAAAAUGCCCUUAACGCAGCUUCUCUUGGUGGGAAGGUUAAGGUCUCUACAGUACAUUCGAUGGCUGUGUUGACUCAGUCCGAGCCGCCCUCGGCUGGGGCUUUCAAUCCCGGGUUUGGUGACACAUUGAGAGCUAUGCUGGCAUUCCAGAGAGCUAAUGGUUCGCCUUUCAUGAUCAAUCCGUACCCUUUCUUUGCGUACCAGAGCGAUCCAAGGCCGGAGACCCUGGCGUUUUGUCUCUUCCAACCCAACUCGGGGCGAGUCGACUCGGGAAACGGUAUCAACUACAUGAACAUGUUUGAUGCUCAGGUUGAUGCUGUACGGUCUGCCUUGAAUGCAAUGGGAUUUAAUGACAUUGAGAUUGUGGUUGCAGAGACGGGGUGGCCUUACAAGGGUGACUCUAACGAAGUUGGCCCCAGUGUUGACAAUGCAAAAGCCUAUGUUGGAAAUUUGAUCAACCACCUCAGAACAAUGGUUGGGACACCACUAAUGCCUAGCAAAUCUGUGGACACUUAUAUUUUUGCUCUUUAUGAUGAGGACUUGAAACCUGGGCCGGCCUCGGAGAGGUCAUUCGGGCUCUUCAAGCCUGAUCUUUCCAUGACUUAUGAUGUUGCUCUUUCAAAGAAUGGUCAGACUCCCCCAACUCCAGUUACUCCUAUAACUCCUCCAACUCCAGUGACUCCACCGACUCCACCAAAUGGAAGUUGGUGUGUACCAAAGGUUGGAGUUUCAAAUGCUCAAUUACAGGGAAAUUUAGACUAUGCUUGCGGCCAAAACAUUGAUUGUAGUCCGAUUCAACCUGGUGGUCCCUGUUUUGAUCCAAAUACCGCGGCAUCACAUGCUACCUAUGCAAUGAAUCUCUUCUAUCAGACUGCUGGCAGGAAUCCCUGGAAUUGCGAUUUUAUGCAAACAGCAAUGCUCACAUCCACUAAUCCAAGGUGGAUUGUCAAAUGGGGGCACACUUCCUCAUCCUUUGUCUGUUUUCUCCUCACCAGAUUCUGGUUCCAAUUGAUACUUAUGUUUAUUUAAUGUGGUGUUCUUCGUUUGUACAUGGAUUACAAUACAUUUUACUCUGCUAUGUAAUUGUAAAAAGAAAAAAAGUUGAUUUCAUUUAUAGUUUUACUAGGAAUUGUUGAUAAAUUCAAGUUUUUAGUGCCUGAGUGUUAUGUAUAUUGCUAGUCUGAAGUGAACUUAUUCGCCUUGCAUUUCUGCAAAGCAGAUUAUUCCAAGUGUUCAAAUUCCUGUAAUUUUGGAUUUUUAUUGUCAGGUUUUGUUUCUA